This is a messenger RNA of Elephantulus edwardii (Cape elephant shrew), 1681 nucleotides long. RefSeq names its product zinc finger and BTB domain containing 3 (gene ZBTB3). The transcript has 2 exons. Gene Ontology annotation, cellular component: nucleus. Gene Ontology annotation, molecular function: protein binding; RNA polymerase II cis-regulatory region sequence-specific DNA binding; DNA-binding transcription factor activity, RNA polymerase II-specific. The coding region runs from base 134 to 1681 and encodes 515 amino acids. The record is from RefSeq and is a predicted model, not a curated record. Gene Ontology annotation, biological process: regulation of transcription by RNA polymerase II. NCBI's taxonomy places the organism in Eukaryota, Metazoa, Chordata, Mammalia, Macroscelidea, Macroscelididae.
AAGUUUCCGGGGCUGGGCGCAGACGCACCCCCGGAAAAGGCCUGGGAGCGAAAGAGAUCCCUUGUUGGAGAAGCCGCUGGAAACCACCAGGUAGCCACUGGUGGGGUCCUGAAAGGUCCCUUCCCGGGAUGCUAUGGAGUUCCCGGAGCACAGCCAGCAGUUGCUCCAGAGCCUCCGGGAGCAGCGUUCCCAGGGUUUUCUUUGUGACUGUACCGUGAUGGUGGGUAGCACCCAGUUCUUGGCCCAUCGGGCUGUGCUGGCUUCCUGCAGCCCCUUCUUCCAACUUUUCUACAAAGAGCGAGAACUGGACAAGAGGGACCUGGUGUGUAUCCAUAACGAGAUUGUCACAGCACCAGCUUUUGGGCUGCUUUUGGACUUUAUGUACGCCGGCCAGCUGGCCCUGUGGGGCGAUACCCCAGUGGAGGAUGUGCUGGCAGCAGCCAGCUACUUACAUAUGAAUGACAUCGUCAAGGUGUGUAAGCGCCGCCUGCAAGCCCGAGCGCUGGCAGAGGCAGAUAGCACCAAGAAGGAGGAGGAGACCAAUCCGCAUCCCCCUAACUUGGAGUUUUUGUCCAACACCUCCCAUGGCCUGCAGCCUUCAUUGGCUUCUGCAGAGACAUCGGGCUCCUGGGGCAAAGGAGACUGGAAAGGUCCUGCGGCUCCCUCACCUGCUGCCUGUCCUCCAGAUGAGCCACCAGUGCCAGGUGGAGCUGACACGACACAGCCUGGCAUGGAAGUCGAUUCGCCGCAUCUCCAGGCGCCGCCUCCACCUGUGACUGAUGUAGCUCUUGCCAGCCCCAGUAGCUCCACAGAAACCAUUCCUGCCAGCUACUUCUCUCCUGGCCUCUCAGCUGUUGCAGCGGAACCCAUGACUCCCCUUGACGUGGGGCCCGAGGGCCUAAGGGUGGUAGAGUCCAGAGGUCCCGCAGGGCCACUGCAAGGUUUCUAUCCCCCGGUGCCAGCUCCAGCCCCAGAUCUGCCGCAGGCUGCAGCCCCAGCUGAAGCGGAGUUGGUCCAAGUGAAAGUAGAAGCUAUUGUGAUCUCCGAUGAGGAGCCAGAUGUGUCAGAGGAACAGCCGCCUCAGGGUCCUGGGGAACUGUUCCCGCCUGCAGGAGCAGUGUUUGGGGGGCGGCCUCCCCAGCCAGAGGCUUUUGAGGAGCCAGGGCCAGCAGGCCUGGAGGAGGUGGGGCCAAGUGACCAGUUCUCACCCCCAGAUCUUCAUCUCCCCUACCAUCUGUUGCCAGGCCCAGGGCAGUAUCCUCGAGGUCUGGUGACCUCACCUCUGCCCGCACCCCCUGCUCUGCAAGAACCACUUUACAUGCCUUCCGAGUAUGAUGCAGCACCUGGAAGCUUUGGGGUUUUUACGGAAGAUGUCCCCACCUGUAAGACGUGUGGUAAGACCUUCUCAUGCUCUUACACACUGCGGCGACACGCCACGGUGCACACCCGCGAGCGACCCUACGAAUGUCGCUACUGCCUGCGCAGGUACACGCAGUCAGGGGACCUCUACCGCCACAUCCGCAAGGCCCACAAUGAGGACCUGGCCAAGCGCAGCAAACCAGACCCAGAGGCCAGCCCCCUUCUUGGAGGGCAGCCCCUGCCCAGCUCUCCUACUGCGGACAGACACAGCAACGGGGGUGGAGGGCCACCCAAAGAGUUUGUGCUUGGCCCCAAAAAAUAA